AUGGGGGUUAUCAUCCUCGCUGUACUUCUGGCUUCGGCGACGGUGAUCGCUUGGCUGCUCUACAAACACUUGAGAAUGCGUCAAGCUUUGAAGCAUCUCAAUCAGCCACGAUCAUACCCAAUCAUCGGUCACGGACUCAUCACCAAGCCAGAUCCAGAGGGAUUCAUGAACCAAGUGAUUGGAAUGGGAUAUUUAUAUCCAGAUCCACGAAUGUGUCUUCUGUGGAUUGGUCCAUUCCCAUGCCUGAUGCUCUACUCUGGCGACCUUGUUGAAGCAAUUUUCUCGUCGACGAAACAUCUGAACAGGGUUCGCAUACGUUUUGCUUGAACCAUGGCUUGGAAUCAGUAUUUUGACGAGCCAGAAAGAACAAUGGCGUCUUUUUUUGAUUUUCUUUUAUUGAAGAUUUUGGUUCAGAAAUUGUGUUGCCUUGGUGCAGAUGAAAGAGUUGAUGUUCUCUCCGUUAUCGCCCUUUGUACUCUUGAUAUCAUCUGCGAAACUUCCAUGGGAAUAGCUAUCGGCGCUCAACUCGCUGAGAAUAACGAGUAUGUAUGGGCAGUGCACACAAUCAAUAAACUGAUUUCAAAGCGAACAAAUAAUCCUUUGAUGUGGAAUUCAUUUAUUUACAAUUUAACAGAGGACGGACGGACGCAUGAAAAAUGUCUUCAUAUUUUCCAUGAUUUUACGAAGAAAUUGAUUGGCGAGAGAAAAUAAGCACUACAGGAGAAUGAUUAUAAGAUGGAAGGUCGUCUCGCAUUCCUGGAUCUUCUUCUCGAAAUGGUAAACAGUGGACAAAUGGACGAAACAGAUGUUCAAGCAGAAGGAUUAAUGUGGGCAGUUCAUCUUCUGGGAAAUCAUCCCGACGUUCAGAGAAAAGUUCAAGCGGAACUGGAUGAAGUAAUGGGCGACGAUGAAGAUGUGACUAUUGAACAUCUCUCCAGAAUGAAAUAUCUUGAAUGUGCAUUGAAAGAAGCUCUGCGUCUCUUUCCAUCUGUUUUAAUUAUUACGAGAGAACUGAGUGAUGAUCAAGUAAUUGGAGGCUUUAAUAUUCCAAAAGGAGUCACUUUUCUGCUCAACCUGUACCUUGUUCACCGCGAUCCUGCUCAAUGGAAGGAUCCUGAUGUUUUCGAUCCGGAUCGUUUCCAUCCUGAAAACUCAAUUGGUCGAAAAUCAUUCGCCUUUAUCCCAUUCUCAGCUGGAAGCCGUAAUUGCAUCGGUCAACGUUUUGCACUUAUGGAAGAGAAGGUCAUCAUGGCUCAUUUGUUGAGAAAUUUCAAUAUAAAAGCUGUCGAGUUGAUGCACGAGGUCCGUCCAAAAAUGGAGAUCAUCGUUCGCCCGGUCACUCCAAUCCACAUGAAGCUCACCAGACGCCGUCCCAUCGCCUCUCCAUGA
Molecule: messenger RNA, 1389 nt
Organism: Caenorhabditis elegans
Lineage: Eukaryota; Metazoa; Nematoda; Chromadorea; Rhabditida; Rhabditidae
Source: the annotation of a RefSeq genome assembly